GCUGGUGCAGUUAGUUUGAAAAUUACUUUCUCCGGUAGUUGUUCCUAUCUGGCAACUUUAACCAUCAAUAACGAUGAAUUUCGAACUCGGGAUCAAAAUUUUUGCGCUGUUAACACUUUUCUGCAUCCAAUCGACGGUUGCCCUUCAAUGUUAUCAAUGUGACAGUAUUGAAACGUGCAACGAAAACCGUCCUCCGGUUACUUGUAACGAGGAUAAUGUCAAUAAAACAGCAAUUAUGGCACAGACCAUUUUCCCAGGAAUUUUUAACAACAUAACCGAGCCCGUCUACUGGUGCAUCCAUGCCCGAGCGAUUAAAACAAUCACCGGAAACACGGAACAGGUCCUUAAUGUCAAGGGAUGCAUAAGGGCACAAUAUAUGGGUUUUUGCAACAACAAACCAGCCGCUGGUAUUGAAUUGGACGAGUGCUGGAGUUGUGAUUCUGAACUGUGUAACGGAUCUCGACGAAAUGGGAUCGACCAAUCCAGUGUUAUACUGGUUGUUCUUGGAGGAUUGAUUCUUCUACUCCUACAGAAACAGUGAAUUUAACAAGUGUGAAAGUGAAAGUAGUCACCUGAUCGGAACAGUAGUUGUCUUGUAAAGCAGCGUUCAUUCAAUAAAUCAUUCGGAUUUGAGACCACUUGAAAUGUGGGGCUAAAAACUCCUCAGAAGCUUAAAAUUAUUCGAAAAUAUGGUUUUGCUCUACCGAACUGAUGCUCAAUUUGAACUAGAACUUCGGAACGGAAAAAUAAAUCAAAAUCUCCAUGCUAAAUUUCCACUCAAAGUAAAUAAUGUGCAUCACAAGCCGCUGCAAAAAAAAACCUUUUUCGAACACAUGUAUGGAUUUCGUUUUUUAAAGAACUAUGAAGUGAAAUCGAUAUACUUAGUUUCGGUUCCCUUAUUUUUUUUUUUCAACUUUGUCAAAGAGGACUGUGCACUUGUGGAUACAAUACGCCCCACUAAACUUACUUACUCGUACUAGGACAUUCCGGGAAGAACAGCAUCGGCAAUGGAGGGCUUAACCCAUUCGAGACCGAUUGCACACCGUGUGUGCAAUGGAAUUUUUGUGCCUUUGUCAAAACAAUCUUUCAUUGUGAGUUUACUAUUGCUCAGAAAAAUAAUAUUCUUAUAGCAAUGAAAUCCACAAAUGUUAGGCAAAAUGUAUUGGGAAAUCAUUUUGAUGAAAAUCAAACGACAUAAAAGUUAUCUAAGAGUAAAGUACUAUGAGUUCGAUUGUCGUGAAAAGGCCUCCGUCUCGAAUGGGUUAACAGAUUGAUCCAGCUUCGCAAUUACUGGAAACUACCAUUCCACUUAUUAUUGAAUAACAUGAAAAAAAAUAUAUUUUCCGACUACGAUUUUGACACACUCGGAAAAAAACUAUACGUUCGAUUCCGUCAACGCCUACUUCACUUCACCAUUUCACCGAUAGGCCGAAAAUAAAUUUACAAAAUCAAUUAAAAGGUAGUUAACUCACCUUAAAAAUGUUAAAUCUGAAUUUGAAAUCCUAAUCUGAAAUGUGAAUCCGUAUUCUCAAUCUGAAUCUUGAAUCUGAAAUUUGAAUCAAACUUCCUCCAUGAAAGUCCAUGAACAUCACAACACGAGAUGCUUCACUCCAUGCAUCAAAUUUCAAAUUUUUCAAACUUUGAUGAAUAAGUACGGUUAAUCAAGAGUCAAUGUUCUGAAUCAGAGCUUAGAGCAAAUUCUUCAAAAACUGACCUCAGCUCCAGAAUUUUGAUACCGUUUGAUUAAAAUUUUCUCACCUGUAUGGUGGACAUCAGACCCAUUAUUGAAUGUAGGAUUCAAUAUUAGAAUCAUUUCAGAUGAACAAACAGUUUUGAAAUUCAAUACUCAAAUUCAGAUUCACAUGUUAUUUGGCUCCGAUAUAAAUAAUAAAAUAGAUAGUUCGAAACCAUUAAAAACUAAUAUUAUUAAUUAGUUUCAGAUUUGAAAACUGGCAUUCAGAAAUAGAACGAACUUAGAUCGAGUUUUCGUAGAUGAGAAUUCGUGAUCUGGCUAAUAAUCCUGAUUGUCCACUCAAUCGGAAUCAAAUAAAAUUUUAAAUUCAGAUCCUAAAUCUCAAGGUUUGCUCGAGUGAUUUUAAUUUUUGGAAGAUUUUUUAAUUUUAAAUAGAUAGGCUAAUCUUUUUUCGCCUCAUCCAUACAAACUAAAUACUUUACCAUUGACAUAUUAUAAUAAUCAGCCCCAAAAAUCUAAAUAUUUUAAUUUCAAAAACCUUUUGGAUAAGUUUUUUAUGCAAAAUAAGAUUGAUAAAGAAAGGAAACUUAUUUUAAAUUCUGCCUCACAUUUUACAUUUGCAGGGUUGAUUGUCAAAGCUUUUAAAGGGCUUUUCAAGGCUUUUUUUUCUUGAAGAGUAGUCAUACAAUACCUCGCUAGGCUCAAGCAUUGAUGUCAGUUGAAUUGAUUGUCAAAUCAACUGAUCAACUAAUAGCAAAUAACUUUUUUGCCUAAUUACAUAGCGGAGAGUCGGGGAACGUAGGGCAUGAGGAAACGUGGGCCACUCCAAACAUCUCAACUGUGUGUUGAGAUAAAAAUCUCAAUCCAACUGUCAUCACCGUCGCUUAGCGUAAGUAUGUUUUUCUAUAUGUUGUUGACUUAUGUACGUAUCAUAUGCUUCUGUUAUUAUACUAGCCUAGAAAAAUGUUCUUAAAUAAUAAAACGAGCACCCGCAAAUUGCAUCCGUGGGAGACCUACAGUACAUA
Uranotaenia lowii is the source of this 2718-nucleotide messenger RNA. RefSeq lists its product as uncharacterized. NCBI's taxonomy places the organism in Eukaryota, Metazoa, Arthropoda, Insecta, Diptera, Culicidae. Bases 74 to 541 code for a protein of 155 amino acids. The transcript is spliced from 2 exons. The record is from RefSeq and is a predicted model, not a curated record.